This is a messenger RNA of Verticillium dahliae VdLs.17, 1245 nucleotides long. RefSeq lists its product as uncharacterized. Lineage: Eukaryota; Fungi; Ascomycota; Sordariomycetes; Glomerellales; Plectosphaerellaceae. The record is from RefSeq and is a predicted model, not a curated record. The transcript has 3 exons. Bases 1 to 1245 code for a protein of 414 amino acids.
AUGAAGACCGCCAUUUUUGCCGUGGCCGCUGCCACGCUUCUCGCCGGCAGCACCACCGCCGCUCCUGUCGCCACAGACCCGUUACCCCUCGUCUCCUUCAAGCCAAAUGCUCCCUGCAACCUGCCCCGGGGAGAAUUGGCAGCCUUUCAAGCCUGGCUCAACGACGUCCCCUUGACGGCUCAGCCGCCACAAGCCUGGAUCGCCUGCAAGGAGAAGAUUCAAAGCCGCAAGGGAGUCAAGUUUGACGGCCUCACCCCCGAGAUUACCCGUCCGCGCCGUGGGAAGUUCGGACGAAAGGGCACCGUCCAGGACGACGGGUCCGUGAAUCUGCACGUCGUCGGCACGAUCGUCCAGGAUCCCGCCGGCGGUGCCCCUAAGAUCGGUCCCGUCGCCUGUGACCCGGAGCGGCACUCUGGACCCGAGCUGAAGAUUUUCAAGUCCAAGUUCGUCAUUCCCAAGCCACGGGGCUCCACAGAGUACCUGCCCGCAGGCGGCGUCUACGAACAGGACGCCAUCGACACCGCACCCGAAGCAUCCGGCCCGUACGCCCCCGCCCCGCCGAAUUACGACCAUGGCCCGCCACAAGACGAUCAGUACGUCCCCGGUGCACAGUUCAUGCCCGUCGCCGACGUGCCCGUGCGCAGCGUGCCCCAAGACUACUAUCCCACAGCCCGCGACCCCCGCGCCUUCACCUACGAGAAGGUGGGCCAGAUCGCGCAGCAGGACGUGCAGCUGCCGCCCGUCAUCGAGCGGCGCGGCGCGCACCCCGCCGACACGGACGCCUUGUACGAGCUCGACCGCGGCAGCGCCAGACCUGUGCCGCACGAUCUGCUUCGGCACAAGGACGAGAGCGAGGCGGCGGAGCCGCGCAACAGCAUGGUGCGGGAGAUGAGCACCGACGAGGAACCCGCCAUGAUGGACGAGGUGGCGCUCGCGCCCACGACGAUGGGCGGCUUAUUUGAGCCAAUAGCCAAGCUUUUCAAGUAUUUUAAGCGGCCCAAACUCCAUGCUUCGGGGUGCAGCGUUUGGAAGCCGCGGUAUGACACAAGCAAGCAAUAUGAGACCAAGCCGCCUUACAAGGAGGUCACGCCGGAGUUUAAGAAGGCGAUGCAGGACAGCGAUGAACGCGCGAUCCUGAGGUGGAGGAACCUGUCCAAAGCAGACCUUGAGAAGAUCAGGACCCGAAAACCGCCCAAGGUGGCGCCAGGAAUGGCUGUUUCAGACGAGGUUGCUCUGCAUCUCUAA